AUGCGUUGCAUUUAUAAGCUGUGUGCAGCAGCAGCAGCAGCAGCUGCUGCUGCUGCUGCUGCAGCUCUCCUCCUCCUGCUGCUGCUGUUACUCCUCCUCCUCCUCCUCCUGCUGCUGCUGCUGCUGCAGCAGCAGCAGCAGCAGGAGACGGGGAAGAAAGAGCAGCAGCAGCAGCAGCAGAAGCAGCAAGAGGGUGCUGCAGCUGCAAGCAGCAGCCUGACUUCCUCUUCUUCCGCCUCAAGCAGCAACAACAACAACAGCAGCAGCAGCAGCAGCAGCAGCAGCAGCAGCAGCAGCAGCUGCUGCUGCAAGCAGCAGCCUGACUUCCUCUUCUUCCGCUUCAAGCAGCAACAACAGCAGCAGCAGCAGCAGCAGCAGCAGCAGCAGCAGCAGCAACAAGAACAAAAGAGCAGCUAG
Molecule: messenger RNA, 417 nt
Organism: Eimeria mitis
Lineage: Eukaryota; Apicomplexa; Conoidasida; Eucoccidiorida; Eimeriidae
Exons: 2
Coding region: 1-417 (138 amino acids)
Source: RefSeq, a predicted model, not a curated record